GCACUCGCACUCGCACUCGCACCUGCACCUCGCACUAGCUAGUCUUGCCAAUUAAGCUAGGUAUAGACCAGCAUGGCUUCUGCUCUCAAGAUGACGGCCAUCUGCAUGCUGAUCCUGACCACGGGCCAGCUGAUGGCAACUGCCGGUGCAAAGGCGCCGCUGGUGCAGGCGGACGCCGCGCCUACGGCUCGCCGUCUGCUCUCGGCGGACCAUGAGCGCUCAGCCUCCGGGAGGACGAGCAACUGCCCCUGCACCGCCAUGACUCCGUGGUGUUGCUUCGGUUUGCAGAGGACGGCGACGGAGAACUGCCCCUGCACCGCCAGGACUCCGUGGUGUUGCUCCGGUUUGCAGAAGACGGCGCUAGAGGACUGCCCCUGCAGCCCAUUUACACCAUGGUGCUGCUCCGGUUUGCAGAAGACGGCGCUGGAGAACUGCCCCUGCACCCCCAUGACUCCAUUCUGUUGCUUUGGCGCCGGCAGUGCUGCCACAAACUGAAAUCUUCAUGAGAAGAACAUGCAUGCAGAUGGAUGUGGCCUCUAAAUGUGUGCGGUAUGGUGCUUGCGUAUCAUUCCUGCCGUGUGUCUUUGUUCUCCAACAAUAAGUACGUACGUGUAGAGGGGAUGCAUGCUGCUACACUACAUCUGCAUGCACCGUAGUACGUAGGCUUUGUUUGCUGCAGAUGCUCUGCAGGCUUACGACCCGAGUACGCGUAUAGCCGUAUAGGCGGUGUACGCCUGCUUUGUAAUGUACCAAGUAAUGCUGUUUUGCUUUCAAUAAAUAUAAGAGGCCGCGCAUGCAACAGUUAAA
This is a messenger RNA of Zea mays, 807 nucleotides long. RefSeq lists its product as uncharacterized. The record is from RefSeq and is marked predicted. Bases 73 to 495 code for a protein of 140 amino acids. NCBI's taxonomy places the organism in Eukaryota, Viridiplantae, Streptophyta, Magnoliopsida, Poales, Poaceae. The transcript has a single exon.